AUGGGCAGUAACUCCAUAAACAGCUACAAGCUGAGCCCGAAUGAAUACUUCUCCCUAGAUGUACAGAGCGGUGGAGAGCAGAGUGUGUCUGCUGAGUUAGUGCUGCAGAAAGCUUUAGACCGAGAGAAACAGCCCGUUAUCCAGCUCACACUGACCGCUAUAGAUGGAGGAAAACCUCCUAGAUCCGGGACAUUGCAAGUCAUUGUCAAUGUGAUUGAUGCAAAUGAUAAUUCUCCCACUUUUAGCAAACCGCUGUAUAAGGUCCGUGUAAAUGAAAAUGCUCCGUUUGGAACUGAGGUAAUACAACUUAUUGCCACAGAUUUAGAUGAAGGGUGUAAUGGUAAGAUUGUAUAUUCCUUUAUCAAACGUGCGAACUUGAACCCGUCUGUUUUAUUUGAUAUAAAUUCAGAAACAGGUGAAAUUAUGGUCAAGGGUAAUUUGGAUUAUGAGGAAAGUCCUGCAUAUGAAAUUCGAGUGCAGGCGACAGACCAAGGCUCCUCCCCCCGUAGUGCACACGGUAAAGUGUUAGUAGAAGUUAUUGAUGUCAAUGACAAUGUCCCUGAAAUAUCGGUGACGUCACUCAUGAGCCCAGUCAAAGAGGAUGCUGAGAUAGGGACCGUGGUCGCCUUGGUGACAGUAACUGAUAAAGAUGGGGGUAAAAACGGCCUCACUACCUGUAAGCUUAUUGGGUCUGUUCCUUUUAAAUUGAAAUCGAACUACAAAAACUAUUAUUCCUUAGUGGUUGAUGGGCCUCUUGACAGAGAGAGUGCUUCUCAGUACAAUGUCACCAUCACAGCUACAGAUGAAGGGACCCCACCUCUCUCCAGCACCAGCGUUAUUACUGUACACGUUUCUGAUGUGAAUGACAACGCUCCUCGCUUCUCAGAACCCGUGAUUAAUGUUUAUGUGAAAGAGAACAGUCCGGUAGGAGACGUAAUUUAUACGACGUCUGCUUUUGAUCCAGAUUCAGAUGAAAAUGCAAAGACGACCUAUUCGUUAUUAGAUAAAAGUGUUUCAAUAUCAUCAUCUGUAAAUAUAAUAUCGAAUACAGGAGAAAUAGUGAGUCUGCAGUCUUUUAACUAUGAGGAGAUCAAAACUUUCCAGUUUAAAGUUCAGGCCACAGACUCUGGUGUUCCCCCACUCAGCAGCAACGUGACUGUGAACGUUUUUAUCCUGGAUGAGAAUGACAACAGUCCUGGGAUUUUCGCGCCCUAUUCGCAGCAUGGCAGCGUUAACACUGAGAACAUUCCCUAUUCUGUUGAAGCGGGCUACUUUGUGGCCAAGAUCAGGGCUGUAGAUGCCGACUCUGGCUACAAUGCGCUGCUUUCUUAUCACAUCUCUGAGCCCAAGGGAACCAACCUCUUCCGAAUUGGAACCAGCACCGGGGAACUAAGGACCAAGAGGCGAAUGAGUGACAAUGACCUGAAAACUCACCCGUUGGUCGUGUUGGUUUCUGAUAAUGGAGAACCCUCACUGUCAGCGACUGUGUCUAUUGACGUAGUGGUGGUUGAAAGUACAGGUGAAAUCCAGACUCAAUUCAGAAAUGUGCCGAGAAAGGAGGAGAACUUCUCUGAUUUAAACCUGUAUUUGCUGAUCGCCAUUGCCUCGGUGUCAGUGAUAUUUUUACUGAGCCUCAUCAGUUUAAUAGCUGUAAAAUGCCACAGGACAGAUGACAGUUUCAGAAGGUACAGCGCCCCAAUGAUCACCACACACCCUGACGGGAGCUGGUCCUACUCUAAAUCUACUCAGCAGUAUGACGUGUGUUUCAGUUCAGACACACUGAAGAGUGACGUAGUGGUUUUCCCCGCUCCAUAUCCAGCUGCAGAUGGAGAGCUGAUCAGUAUUAAUGGAAAUGACACGUUUAACAGGACUCAGACAUUACCGACCAAAGAGAAGGUAAGAGUAAUGCACUCCAUAUUUUGUUUUUGUGUCUCAAAACGGAAGAACGUUCCAUAUUGUAGCAGUUGACAGACAUUUUGCAAAAUGUUAUAUGGUAUCAUGAGAUCAGUUAGUAUAUUUGGUAGUAGCUGUAUUGUAAUAUAUUGUUUGAGAACAUGUAAAAUAUAUUGGCUUGACAUCAAACAAAUUGUUGUCUGGACAUUGCUGUGAAACCACGGAAUCUGUCCAAGGUGCUGAAAUGUUUUUCAGGGGCAGAGGCCUAUUUUGAUACAUGCGUUUCAUUGUUGAAAGUGUAAUGAAAUCAUUCAAGUGAUUUAGGAAUUUUGUUUUGAAAAAUUUGCAUUUUUUAUCUAACAAUCCGUUUGUAUAUUUUGUGAUUCCUUUUCUUUUAAGUCGAUCAUACUUUAUUUGUUUUUUUGACUUCUCGAAAGCUUUGGUCCUGUCCACUUUUAUCUCCACUACUGCGUACGACUAUCAAUACUCAUUUGAAGUGUUCCCCAGUGUUUGUUCCCACAUCUGUACUACUUAUCAUGAGUGCGUGUAUUCAAGUUGAACUAUUUGAUGCAUGAGGGGAUUGAUUAACAUUUGAGUCAACGUUGCUCACUGGUUUCUCCCAGUUAUCUUUUAAUAUUUGCUUACUAUCACAAUAAGUCAUGCUAUGGUAUAUAAAAUGAAAUCAAAUAAAAAAGUAACACAUGGUGUCGCUAUAGACCACAGAUAGAAGAUAAGUCAUUAAUAUCCUAAGACUCUAAGUCUCCAUUUUUUUUUACAGAAAAAAACAAAAAACUGCGUCAGUCACCAGUCUCGAGCGCUUUGUGAAGAGAACCACUCGAACAGUGAUGAGACGGAGAGGGCUUGGCUGUCCAGGAUCUCUGGCAUAUAACGGAAUAUUCGAGAGUUUUAAUGGUUAAAUGACUGUUAUUUGGAAUCAGUUGUUUUGCUCAAACAGCGAUGGGUCAUCUAAGACAAAGAGAAAGCGUUUGGAUUCAGUGCGUAGCGUUGCUUUGUUUAUUUGACUGGUCUGCAACGCAGAUCUCUUACUCGGUUUCAGAGGAGUUGGACAAAGGCACGUUUGUGGGGAAUCUUGCUAAGGAUUUAAACCUUAAUGUUCAGGAACUGGAGUCGAGGGGUCUAAGGAUUAUAUCUGGUUAUAAUAAAAGGUAUUUCGAAGAGAAUUUGAAAACAGGGAUACUGUUCGUUAACGAGAGGAUAGAUAGAGAGGAGCUUUGUCCAAAUACGGUAAAGUGCUCUUUAAAUAUAGAGGCCAUAUUGAGCGAUCCUUCCCAGCUCCACCGCGUUGAAAUUAAUAUUUUAGACAUAAAUGAUAAUGCACCAUCUUUCCUAGAAAGAAUACAUAUGCUUAAUAUCACCGAGGCAGCAUUUUCAGGUGAGCGAUAUCCUCUACCGAUAGCGAAUGACGCAGAUACGGGCAGUAACUCGGUAAACAGUUACAAGCUUAGCCCGAAUGAAUACUUCUCCCUGGAUGUACAGAGCGGUGGAGAGCAGAGUGUGUCUGCUGAGUUAGUGCUGCAGAAAGCUUUAGACAGAGAGAAACAGCCCGUUAUCCAGCUCACACUGACCGCUAUAGAUGGAGGAAAACCUCCUAGAUCCGGGACAUUACUGAUCACAGUUAAUGUGGAAGACGUUAAUGAUAAUGCACCUUCAUUUAGCAAACCACUUUAUAAGGUUAGUGUUCCUGAAAACGUUUCAUCUGGUACAGCAAUAAUAACUCUCACCGCGACGGAUCUUGACGAGGGCGUAAAUGGCGAGAUUAUGUACUCACUAAUAGGUCGAGGUAGUUUAAACCACUCCAAUACAUUUGACAUAAAUUCAGAUACAGGGAUAAUAACUGUUAAGAAAACCAUAGACCAUGAGGUAACUGCCGCCUAUGAAAUUCGUGCUGAGGCGAUGGACCGAGGGCACUCCUCACGGAAAACGUAUUGCAAAGUGUUAGUAGAAGUUAUUGAUGUCAAUGACAAUGCCCCUGAAAUAUCAGUUACGUCACUCAUCAGCCCAGUCAAAGAGGAUGCUGAGAUAGGGACAGUGGUCGCCUUGGUGACAGUAACUGAUAAAGACGGAGGUAAAAACGGACUCACCAACUGUAAGCUUGUUAGGUCUGUUCCUUUCAAAUUGAAUUCGAACUACAAAAACUAUUAUUCGUUAGUGGUCGAUGGGCCUCUGGACAGAGAGAGCGCUUCUCAGUAUAAUGUUACCAUCACAGCUACGGAUGAAGGGACCCCGCCUCUCUCCAGCACCAGCGUCAUUACUGUACAUGUUUCUGAUGUGAAUGACAACGCUCCUCGCUUCUCAGAGCCCGUGAUUAAUGUUUAUGUGAAAGAGAACAGUCCGGUAGGAGACGUCAUUUACACGAUUUCUGCUUUUGAUCCAGAUUCAGAAGAAAACUCAAAGAUUACGUAUACAUUAUUAGAUAAAAGUGUUUCAAUAUCAUCAUCUGUAAAUAUAAACUUGGAUACUGGAGAUAUAGUCAGCCUGCAGUCUUUUAACUAUGAGGAUAUCAAAACGUUCCAUUUUAUAGUUCAGGCCACAGACUAUGGUGUUCCUCCUCUCAGCAGUAACGAGACUGUGAACGUUUUUAUCCUGGAUGAGAAUGACAACAGUCCUGGGAUUCUAGCCCCCUAUUCUGAACACGGCUCCGUUAACACUGAGAACAUUCCCUAUUCUGCUGAAGCGGGCUACUUUGUGGCCAAUAUCAGGGCUGUAGAUGCCGACUCUGGCUACAAUGCGCUGCUUUCUUAUCACAUCUCUGAGCCCAAGGGAACCAACCUCUUCCGAAUCGGAACCAGCAGCGGGGAACUAAGGACUAAGAGGCGAAUGAGUGACAAUGACCUGAAAACUCACCCAUUGGUCGUGUUGGUUUCUGAUAACGGAGAACCCUCACUGUCAGCGACUGUGUCUAUUGACGUAGUAGUGGUUGAAAGUACAGGUGAAAUCCAGACUCAAUUCAGAAAUGUGCCGAGAAAGGAGGAUAACUUCUCUGAUUUAAACCUGUAUUUGCUGAUCGCCAUUGCCUCGGUAUCAGUGAUAUUUUUACUGAGCCUCAUCAGUUUAAUAGCUGUAAAAUGCCACAGGACAGACGACAGUUUCAGAAGGUACAGCGCCCCAAUGAUCACCACACACCCUGACGGGAGCUGGUCCUACUCUAAAUCUACUGAGCAGUAUGACGUGUGUUUCAGCUCAGACACAAUGAAGAGUGACGUAGUGGUUUUCCCCGCUCCAUAUCCACCUGCAGAUGCAGAACUGAUCAGUAUUAACGGAAAUGACACCUUUAGCAGGAAUCAAACAUUACCCAACAAAGAGAAGGUAAGAUCUAUAAAUCAACGUGCCUAUUUUUCUAUUGAAUUAUAUCUGUAUUACUCCAUUGAACUACUUGCAGUCAAAGAAUAUUGUUUUCUAAGUUACUCUUACCUUGAAAACAGCCAUCCAUCCAUCCAGUCGAGAGUUGUUACAUUGGCUUUGUGCGUAUGGCCUUCUGGCUUCAUAGAGCGAGUGUUGCUGUCCGUGGUUCUGAAAGCUCGCUAAACUUCAGAGCUAAAGAAUCGUUUAAUGCUCUAUAACAUAUUAAUGGAGUUCUAUGACACUGUACAGUAGUGUUGCGCUUUAGGAAUGUGUAAUAUGUCAAAUCACAACAAAGUUGUAUGUAGGGUAUUUUGAGAAUAUAGACAGGAUCGUAUACAACGUCUGGGAAAUAUACAGUUACAUCAUGUUGCAGCUUUAUCAUAUAGGCUACACGUUUACCAUUGACGUUUUCAGCCUAAAGGUCCGUGCUGUAUAUUUAUCCAUUUCAACUUGUAUAUUUCUUCCCAAAGGUAAAAUAUUACCAAGUGCUGUCCAUGGUGCUUAAAUCGUUCUUGCUCUUUGCUAAUAAUAUGCCAUUUAGCAGACGCUUUUAUCCAAAGCGACGUACAGUCAUGCAUGCAUACAUUUUUGUGUAUGGGUGGUCCCGGGGAUCGAACCCACUACCCUGGCGUUACAAGCGCCGUGCUCUACCAGCUGAGCUACAUGAGGGGAAGCGUUGUUGUGUAGAUGGAUUCUUGUCACUCGUGUAAUGGAAUAGAUGCAAAGUGGAAAUGUACGUUAGAAAAUUGUGUUAGAAAUCUUGACAGCAUCACACUGUUAACUCCUUGAGAUUUGUAUGUCAAUGUGUGUCUUUGUUAUGGCUUCUGUCAUUGUUAUCAAAACAUGACUAUCUGAACAUUUAUUUCAUGUUAUGUUUACUUUUCUUCAGCUACUUUCCCUGUGUUUUGCAUUGACUAGAACGUGUGUCCUUUUAAUACACAGGCAUUUCGGGUAGUAAAUGUCCAACACAAUAUUGGAGUUUAUCAUAGUAUUAUAAAAACAAGUGAAAUAAUAGGCCUACGGUCUUAUUUUACAUUAGUCAUAUAGGUUAUGUACAACAUUAGCACAUGGUGUCGCUAUAGACCACAGAAAUUAAUGUCGUCGCGGAUAUUCUAUGACUCCUCCUCUCUGAAUGAGAAAGAUACUAGGGACAUCGGUCCAGACCACUUUGUGAAGAGAAACACUCGAAUGGUGGUGAGACGGAGAGGGCUGGGCUGGAGGCUAGUACAGGAUCUCUCUUACAGAUUUUGUAGGAUUUAUGGAUAUUUGAAUAUAUUCUACUGGAAUAAUUAGUUGUUUUGUACAAGCAGCGAUGGGUCGUCGAAGACAAAGAGAAAGCGUUUGGAUUCAGUGCGUCUCGUUGCUUUGUUUAUUUGACUGGUCUGCAGCGCAGAUCUCUUACUCCGUUUCAGAGGAGGUGGACAAAGGCACGUUUGUUGGGAAUCUCGCUAAGGAUUUAAACCUUAACGUUCAGGAACUUGAGUCUAGGGGUUUAAGGAUUGUAUCAGGACAGAGUAAGAGAUAUUUUGAGGCGAAUUUGAAAACGGGGAUUCUAUUCGUUAAUGAGAGGAUAGACAGAGAGGAGCUUUGUCCGAAUAAGGUAAAGUGCUCUUUAAAUAUACAGGCCAUAUUGAGCCACCCCAUGCUUCUCCACCGCAUUGAGGUGAAUAUUAUUGAUAUCAACGACAAUGCGCCGUCUUUUCUUGAAAAAAUACAUCGUUUGAAUGUUACUGAAUUAGCUUCUCCUGGUGAGAGAUACCUGCUACCAAUAGCGAAUGACGCAGAUACGGGCAGUAACUCGGUAAACAGCUACAAGCUGAGCCCGAAUGAACACUUCUCCCUGGAUGUACAGAGCGGUGGAGAGCAGAGUGUGUCUGCUGAGUUAGUGCUGCAGAAAGCUUUAGACCGAGAGAAACAGCCCGUUAUCCAGCUCACACUGACCGCUAUAGAUGGAGGAAAACCUCCUAGAUCCGGAACUUCACAGAUCAUUGUUCACGUAAUAGAUGUCAAUGAUAAUUCUCCAAUUUUUUCCCGGACGCUUUACAAAGUACAUGUCCAUGAAAAUGCACUUUUUGGGACAGCUAUACUAACUCUCAAUGCAACAGAUUUAGACGAGGGCGUAAAUAGUAAAAUAGUGUACUCUUUCUUAAAACGGGGUAAUUUGGACCCAUCCAUUAUGUUUAGCAUCAAUUCAGACACGGGUGAAAUUACAAUCAAAGGGAAUUUGGAUUAUGAAGAAAGUCCUGCAUACGAAAUUCGAGUUCAAGCGACCGAUCAAGGGCAUUCUCGUCGUAGUGCACACGGUAAAGUGUUAGUUGAAGUUAUUGAUGUCAAUGACAAUACUCCAGAAAUCUCAGUAACGUCACUCAUGAGUCCAUUGAAAGAGGAUGCUGAGAUAGGGACAGUGGUCGCCUUAGUGACAGUGACAGAUAAAGAUGGUAGUAACAAUGGCAUCACCAACUGUAAACUUACUAGGUCUGUUCCUUUUAAACUAAAAUCGAAUUAUAAAAACGAUUAUUCUUUAGUGGUUGAUGGGCCUCUUGACAGAGAGAGUGCUUCUCAGUAUAAUGUCACCAUCACAGCUACGGAUGAAGGGACCCCACCUCUCUCCAGCACCAGCGUUAUUACUGUACACGUUUCUGAUGUGAAUGACAACGCUCCUCGCUUCCCAGAACCCGUGAGUAAUGUUUAUGUGAAGGAGAACAGCCCAGUAGGAGACAUUAUUUAUACGAUUUCUGCUUUUGAUCCAGAUUCAGAAGAAAACGCAAAGAUUAGGUAUACAUUAUUAGAUAAAAGUGUUUCAAUAUCAUCAUCUGUAAAUAUAAACUCGGAUACCGGAGAUAUAGUCAGCCUGCAGUCUUUUAACUAUGAGGAGAUCAAAACUUUCCAGUUUCUAGUUAAGGCCACAGACUCUGGUGUUCCUCCUCUCAGCAGCAACGUGACUGUGAACGUUUUUAUCCUGGAUGAGAAUGACAACAGUCCUGGGAUUCUCGCGCCCUAUUCUGAACACGGCUCAGUUAACACUGAGAACAUUCCCUAUUCUGCUGAAGCGGGCUACUUUGUGGCCAAGAUCAGGGCUGUAGACGCCGACUCUGGCUACAAUGCGCUGCUUUCUUAUCACAUCUCUGAGCCCAAGGGAACCAACCUCUUCCGAAUCGGAACCAGCACCGGGGAACUAAGGACCAAGAGGCGAAUGAGUGACAAUGACCUGAAAACUCACCCGUUGGUCGUGUUGGUUUCUGAUAACGGAGAACCCUCACUGUCAGCGACUGUGUCUAUUGACGUAGUGGUGGUUGAAAGUACAGGUGAAAUCCAGACUCAAUUCAGAAAUGUGCCGAGAAAGGAGGAAAGCUUCUCUGAUUUAAACCUGUAUUUGCUGAUCGCCAUUGCCUCGGUAUCAGUGAUAUUUUUACUGAGCCUCAUCAGUUUAAUAGCUGUAAAAUGCCACAGGACAGACGACAGUUUCAGAAGGUACAGCGCCCCAAUGAUCACCACACACCCUGACGGGAGCUGGUCUUACUCUAAAUCUACUCAGCAAUAUGACGUGUGUUUCAGCUCAGACACACUGAAGAGUGACGUAAUGGUUUUCCCUGCUCCAUAUCCACCUGCAGAUGCAGAACUGAUCAGUAUUAACGGAAAUGACACCUUUAGCAGGACUCAAACAUUACCCAACAAAGAGAAGGUAAGAUCUAUACCCAAAUGGACUGAUUUAUCAAUUGCAUAAUACCUGUGUUACUCAUUUGAACUGCUUGCAGUCAAAUAAUAUUGUUUCUACGUUUCUCUUACUUCAAAAACAACCGUCCACUCGAUAGUUGUCACAUUAUCUUUGUUUUGCACCAUGCGUAUGGCCUCCUUGCGUGAUAGCACGAGUGUUGAUGUCCAUGGUUCUAAAAGCGCGGCAAACUUCAGAGCUGUAGAUUUAAUAUCCUUUGACGUGUGAAUGGCUUUCUAUGUACAAAAGUUUUGCGCUUCAUGAAUAUGUAAAUUCUCAGCAAAGUUGUAUGUUUUGUGAGGACGUAAGCAGGAACGUAUGAGAAAUAUACACAUAAUGUGACAGAUUGAUGAUAUACGCUAUGGGACGCAAUUACCCUCGACAUUAUAAGCCUAAAUUGUGCAUACUAUAUCUUUAUCCAUUUCAACAGUGUAUAUUUGUUUCCAAUGUUCAGCAAGCGUUUAAAUCUUACCGAGUGCUGUCCGUGGUGCUGAAACCAUUUUUGCUCACUGCUUAUCGAGGGACUGUUAUUUUUAGAUUGAUACUUGUUACUGGUGUAUUGGAAUUGAUGCAACGUGGUAAUUUGCUUUAGAUAAUUUGGUUUUGCUGUCUUGAGAGCAUUACAAUGUUAACCCCUUUAGCUUUUCAUAUAUCAAUGUCCCUUGUGUGGCUUUCCUCCUCGUUACUCGUCCUUAAUGGUUAUUGUUUCUGUCGUCCUCAUCAGAACAUGAGGAUGUGAAUAUUUAUUUCAUUAGAUGAGGUUGUUUCUUUUGCUACAUUCCCUGGGUUUUGUGUUGGACAUUAAUCAAUUUAAAUACAUAGUCCUUUCGGGUAGUACAUAUCCAACGAGAGGUUGUCUUCUGGAGUUUCUCUCAGUAUUCUAAAAAGUCAAAUAGUAAACAUUCUUCUUUUACAUGGGUAAUAUAUGCUAUGUCUAACAGUAACACAUGGUGUCACUAUAGACCACAUAAAUGAAUGUAGUCGCUGAUAUUCUAUGACUCCUCUGAAUAAGAAGGACAAUUGCGUCAUCAGCUCGGAUAGCUUUGUGAAGAGAUGCACUCGAAUGGUGGUGAGACGGAGAGGGCAGGGCUCUGUACAGGAUCUCUCUAACGGAUUUUUAGAUUUCAUGGAUAUGUAACUAUUUUCUAUUGGAUUAAUUCAUUUUGUACAAGCAGCGAUGGGUCGUCGAAGACAAAGAGAAAGCGUUUGGAUUCAGUGCGUCGCGUUGCUUUAUUUAUUUGACUGGUCUGCAGCUCAGAUCUCUUACUCCGUUUCAGAGGAGAUGGACAAAGGCACGUUUGUGGGGAAUCUCGCUAAGGAUUUAAACCUUAAUGUUCAGGAACUGGAGUCGAGGAGUCUAAGGAUUGAAUCAGGAAAUAGUAAGAGGUAUUUCGAGGCUAAUUUGAAAUCAGGGAUUCUAUUCGUUAACGAGAGAAUAGACCGAGAGGAGCUUUGUCCGAGUACGCUAAAGUGCUCAUUAAAUAUAGAGGCCAUAUUGAGCGAUCCUAUGCUUCUCCACCGUAUUGAGGUGACUAUUUUAGACAUCAAUGACCAUUCUCCGUCAUUUAAUAAAAAGGUUUCUACGUUUAACAUAUCUGAAUCUUCAUACCCUGGGGAGCGAUAUCCACUUCCCAUAGCGAAUGACGCAGAUACGGGCAGUAACUCGGUAAACAUCUACAAGCUGAGCCCGAAUGAACACUUCUCCCUGGAUGUACAGAGCGGCGGACAGCAGAGUGUAUCUGCUGAGUUAGUGUUGCAGAAAGUUUUAGACCGAGAGAAACAGCCCGUUAUCCAGCUCACACUGACCGCUUUAGAUGGAGGAAAACCUCCAAGAUCCGGGACGUUGCCUAUAGUUGUGAAUGUCAUAGAUGUUAAUGAUAAUUCACCCAUAUUUAGCAAGCCGCUAUAUAAGGCCAGUGUGCCUGAGAUUGUGCCUUUUGGGACUACAGUGGUAACACUCAGUGCAACUGAUUUAGAUGACGGAAUCAACGGUAAACUUAAGUAUUCAUUUAUUGAGCGGGGGAAUAUAAAUCCUGCUGAUAUGUUCGCUCUGAAUCAAGACACAGGUGAACUUACUGUCAAAGGGAAUUUGGACCACGAGAAAAACGCAGCAUAUGAAAUACGUGUACAAGCAACGGACCAAGGCUCCUCGCCCCGCAGUGGUUAUUCUAAAGUGUUAGUAGAAGUUAUUGAUUGCUUAACUAACUCUACAAUUAUUGGGGCUGUUCCUUUUAAAUUAAAGUCCAACUAUAAAAACUAUUAUUCGUUAGUGGUCGAUGGGCCUCUGGACAGAGAGAGUGCUUCUCAGUAUAAUGUCACAAUCACAGCUACGGAUGAAGGGACCCCGCCUCUCUCCAGCACCAGCGUUAUUACUGUACACGUUUCUGAUGUGAAUGACAACGCUCCUCGCUUCCCAGAACCCGAUACUGGAGAUAUAGUCAGCCUGCAGUCUUUUAACUAUGAGGAGAUAAAAACUUUCAAUUUUAUAGUUCAGGCCACAGACUCUGGUGUUCCUCCUCUCAGCAGCAAGGUGACUGUGAACGUUUUUAUCCUGGAUGAGAAUGACAACAGUCCAGGGAUUCUCGCGCCCUAUUCUGAACACGGCUCCGUUAACACUGAGAACAUUCCCUAUUCUGCUGAAGCGGGCUACUUUGUGGCCAAGAUCAGGGCUGUAGAUGCCGACUCUGGCUACAAUGCGCUGCUUUCUUAUCACAUCUCUGAGCCCAAGGGAACCAACCUCUUCCGAAUCGGAACCAGCACUGGGGAACUAAGGACUAAGAGGCGAAUGAGUGACAAUGACCUGAAAACUCACCCGUUGGUCGUGUUGGUUUCUGAUAAUGGAGAACCCUCACUGUCAGCGACUGUGUCUAUUGACGUAGUAGUGGUUGAAAGUACAGGUGAAAUCCAGACUCAAUUCAGAAAUAUGCCGAGAAAGGAGGACAACUUCUCAGAUUUAAAUCUGUAUUUGUUGAUCGCCAUUGCCUCGGUGUCAGUGAUAUUUUUACUGAGCCUCAUCAGUUUAAUAGCUGUAAAAUGCCACGGGACAGACGACAGUUUCAGAAGGUACAGCGCCCCAAUGAUCACCACACAUCCUGACGGGAGCUGGUCUUACUCUAAAUCUACUCAGCAGUAUGACGUGUGUUUCAGCUCAGACACACUGAAGAGUGACGUAGUGGUUUUCCCUGCGCCGUAUCCACCUGCAGAUGCAGAACUGAUCAGUAUUAAUGGAAAUGACACGUUAAACAGGACUCAGACAUUACCCAACAACGAGAAGGUAAGAUUUGUGUGGUUCUCUGUAGCUCAAUUGGUAGAGCAUGGCGCUUGUAACGCCAGGGUAGUGGGUUUGAUCCCCGGGGCCACCCAUAAGUAAAAAUGUAUGCACACAUGACUGUAAGUCACUUUGGAUAAAAGUGUCUGCUAAAUGGCAUAUUAUUAUUAUAUUAUUAUUAUUUAUAAAUAACCGGGACCAUUUUUCUAUUGAAUUAUACAGUAUCUGUAUUCAUCUAUUGAACUCCUUGCAUUCAAAUAA
Molecule: messenger RNA, 12497 nt
Organism: Coregonus sp. 'balchen'
Lineage: Eukaryota; Metazoa; Chordata; Actinopteri; Salmoniformes; Salmonidae
Source: the annotation of a GenBank genome assembly